Messenger RNA from Stegodyphus dumicola, 2697 nucleotides. RefSeq names its product transforming acidic coiled-coil-containing protein 3-like. Gene Ontology annotation, cellular component: cytoplasm. NCBI's taxonomy places the organism in Eukaryota, Metazoa, Arthropoda, Arachnida, Araneae, Eresidae. The record is from RefSeq and is a predicted model, not a curated record. Gene Ontology annotation, biological process: cerebral cortex development; mitotic spindle organization; nuclear migration.
CAAAGCCCGCCGUAAUAUGUCCGUUAGUAUACCUUUUUUGGUGUUCCAUGUUUUUUUUUUUUUUUUUUUUUUAAUUGAACCGAUUGUUUUCGUUUUAUAAAACAAAUGGCAGAAGAUAAUAACUGUGUUCAAGAUAUCGAUAUUAUACAAUUGGAUGAAAACAAAAAUUCUUCAAGUAAAUGGGAUAAAAUACCUCAGUCAAAUGAAGGUGUUGAACUAUCACCAUCAACAAAGUGUAUUGUUGAUAUAAAUUGUGUUCCCUUAUGUCAGAACUCGAAUGAAAAUAUUAUAUCAUUCGAGAGUCCUGAAAAAGUAGCUGAUAAUCUGGAAAAGUCUGCUGAUACUGCCUUUAAUUUGAGCUCUCAAUCUAUUAUUGAUACAUGUAAUAACAGCUUCAGUUCGAAAUGUGAAUUGCUAAAUAUUGACAAUAACACGUCGCAAAAUGCAGAAAAUGUGAAAUUAAUUGACUUUACAGAUACCAAUUUAAAUGAAUUUAAUAAUAGUUUGGGAACUGUGUUUUCUAAUAUAAGUAGUGAUCAAGAUAACACUAAUUUCAAAGAAGAGGACUUUCAUGAUGCUGUCCAAUUCUUCAAAGAUCCUUCCUCUUUCAAUUUUCUAGAGAACGUUGGAACUUCUGAAAAAUGUGAUCCAUCUAUUCCACGGUCAUCUUUGUAUGUCAAAUUUGAUCCUUUGCUUUCAAACUCUUCUAAUCAGAUGUUAAAUAAACCGAGUGGACUGCCAGAUAUCAAUGAAAGUGUACCUGAACAAGAUUCCUUGCAUGAAGAUUUGGAGGAGAAAAAAUUAUCAUCUGUUAACAAACCUGUAGAUACUUUAUCACUUAGGGAGUCUCUAGGUAAUAUUCUGAUCUCAUUCGAUUCUCCAAUGAAGAUAAGCAAAGCUGAAAAACAAGAAAUUCCUGGAACAAGUCAACCACCAAAAUUGUAUACUGAGGAAGAUUUUCAGAAAGCUGUUAAGAUUUGUGAACUACAAUUUCAAGAAAUGUAUCUAAAAAGGCAGAAAGAACUGGAUGAAAAAAUAACAAAGAAAACAGAAGAGAUGGAUUUGAAAUUUGAAAAAUUAAGUAAACUUUGCACUGCUUUUCAUCAAGUAUUGAGUACAUUUUCUGAUUUAACUCUGUCUCUGUCUGAAAAGCAUAAAGAAUUAUGUGGAAAUUUUGCAAAAAAAGAAAUUGAAAAUGAAAAUUUGAAAGAGGAGCUCAAGACUUCAGCUGAAGACCUUCAAAGUGUUGAAACAACAUUUUCUGACUUUCAUAAACGUUAUGAACAGUGUAAGAGUAUGUUGAAAACAUAUAAAGAUAAUGAAGAACACUUAAAGCAAGAGCUUGAAAAUAUGCAAAUAAAGUUAGAAAAACAAGAAGAAAAGUGUAUGUUGCUCCAAAAGCAGAUGCAGGAAAUUGAAGAGAAAGCCAAUGUUGAGGUUGCCCAAGCAAAAAAAUGCAGUGAAGCACAGAUAGUUGUGUUACAAGCUCAGCUAAAAAAAGCUGAAUUAAAGAUAUCAAGUUUGGAAAGUGAUUGUAAACAAAGAGAAAGUGAGAGUUCUAAACUCCGCAGUAUUUGUGAUGAUCUUAUUGCCAAAGUUGGUGAAACUUAGUUUUACAUUUAAUUAUGUAUAAAUAGUGUAAAAUUAGAAUUUUCUGUAUUUAAGUUUUUGGAUCUUCUGACCGUCCACUUAGGACUGUCCAUUCUUUAAACCUAAUAAUUACAAAUAUUUAUAGAGAUCUAUUUUGCUAUUUAAAAGUUAAAUAGUUUUUUAACUUAUGCUUUUAAGGGAAUAAAAUUUUUUUAUGUAUUUGUACUAUCAGAUCUAAAAUAAUUUUUCUGAAUUAGUAAUUAUCAUAUAUUAAAAAUUUAAUUUAAUAGAGAGUACUCACAUAUGUUAUUAUAAUUAUUACUGAAAAAGCUAUCUAACUGAAUUUUUAUCCCUGCAGUAGUAUUUUUUAAACUAGUUUUUCUUUUAUUAAACUUAAUUAUAUGUUUUUCAAACUGCUUAUCUUGCAUUCAAACUUUCCCACAUUUUUUUGAAAAUGUGUUUAAGUAUUGUAUGAUAUGGCUCAAUAAUAUGUAUUGUUCUUAAUAUCAUUGAUGAGUGAGAAUAUCUUGAAUUAACAUUUUAUUAAUUCAAAUAUAAAUUUUAUCAAUGGAUGUCUAACAUCAGAAAAUUAAAAAACUAAGAAUUGCAAUGAAAAUCCAACUGAAAUCCCAUUUCAUAAUUUUAAUGAUAUAAGACUUGCAGCAGGCAAUGGCAGUGAAAUUUUGCAUCGUAAUUAUUAGUUUAUUGUACAUUGGAAGAUAUGAUUUCUGAAAGAAAUAGCCAGUUAUCUCCAAAAUUUUAAUUUACUGUGAGAAAAUUAUUACAUAACACGUAUUAAGGAGAUUUAUAAGUGCACAGGUUAUGUCAGCUUGGUUUGACUCAAGCUGGUAUUAACAUAAAAAAUUGUGAUUGCAGACAUUAUUUAAAUAAAUGUGUUCCACCUUUUAUACUCUAUAGACUUCCUAGAUAUAUGUAUGCAUAACUGCACACUCUUCUGGUUCAUAAUUUUUAGCUUUUAUCAAGGAAAAUGUUUUUGAGCAAUAAAUAAAAUUUAAUUAAUGAAAAUUAAAAUUAUGCAUAUUCUGUCUCCCCUGUCUGGUGAUUUUUCAGCUUAAUUUUUCGUAUUAAAUUUUAUUUGAUCUAAAA